Drosophila santomea is the source of this 2132-nucleotide messenger RNA. It is a transcript of the gene Snx17, whose product is annotated as sorting nexin-17. Gene Ontology annotation, biological process: intracellular protein transport. The transcript has a single exon. Gene Ontology annotation, molecular function: phosphatidylinositol binding. Gene Ontology annotation, cellular component: early endosome. The coding region runs from base 140 to 1612 and encodes 490 amino acids. The record is from RefSeq and is a predicted model, not a curated record. Lineage: Eukaryota; Metazoa; Arthropoda; Insecta; Diptera; Drosophilidae.
UGCGACUAUGCAAGCACGGUCAUACAGCUGGGCGAAAAGUGAACAAUUGAAGCUGCGAUUUAAUUGAAUUGAGAGCAAUUGCUGCGCUUAGCAGAGGAGCCGCUUGACAAUGCAGGUGUGAUCCGCAGGCCGGGCGCAGAUGCACAGCAGCAGGAUGCACUUUUCCAUACCGGACACCCAGGAGCUGGGCUCCUCGCCCACCUACACGGCGUACAACAUACACAUCAACGGCAUCCACCACUGCGUCCUGCGCUACAAACAGCUGCACUCGCUGAACGAGCAGCUGCGCAGGCACUGUGUGGGCGUCCCCCUGCCGCCCUUUCCACCCAAGCGCUUGCUGCCGCUCACCAAUGGCCAACUGGAGGCGCGUCGCAGCUCCCUGGAGCAGUACCUGCAGGCGGUGGGCCAGGACAAUCGUUUGGCCCGUUCCGCCCACCUGCAGCAGUUCCUGCAGCGCGCCCAACUGGAUACGGCCCUGGCCGAGGACCAGGUGGCCACCGAUUGUGAGGAACAGCAGCUGGAGGUACAGGUCUACACGAAUCCUGCGGGCGAACGCAUCCUGGUCAGUUGCUCUGUGCAACAGAACGCCAGUGCGCUGCUCAAGAGCGUCUGCCGGGAGCUUCAGCUACCCGAGGAGCUAGUGCGUUUCUUCUGCCUGUUCUUAGUGCGGCGGCAGAAGAAAUCCGGCGAUUUGCACCUGGUGCGACGCCUCAUGGACUUCGAGUCGCCGUAUAUAACGCGUCUGCAGGUACAGCCCUGCGAACUGCUGCUCCGUACCUGCUACUGGGACUCCAGUAGAGACGCAAAGCUGACCGGAAGCAAGGUGGCAUUGAACUUGCUCUACAACCAGACUGUGGCGGACGUGAACCGCGAGUGGGUGGUCAUCUGUACGCCCGGCGAGGGUCGCCAACUGAACAGCCUGCAGCUGCACGGAAGAGCGCGUGAGUACAUGGACCUGGUGCGUCAGUUGCCCUCCUACGGAUGCCUGCAGUUCGAUGAAGCGCAGGUGGACUAUCCUGAACCGAACACAAUGGCGCUAAUCAGCAUUGGCAACAAGGAGUUGGCACUACGCACGGCACGUGGCGUUAAGAUCUACGAGACAAAGUUCCGGGUGACUAGGAUGCGCUCUUGGCGCGUCAGCGUCACGCACAACACGCUUGAAUCCCGGCUACAACCCACGCACCUUCAGCUGGCCUUUGAGUAUCUGAUUGGCAAGCAGACGCUGCGCUGGAUAACCAUUAACAGUGAGCAGGCCAUGCUGAUGUCCGUAUGCCUGCAGGCCAUGGUCGACGAGCUGUUGCAGCGAGGCGGUGGCAGCGGAAAGGAUCAUAACAGCGACGAGGAGCAGGAGCUGAACGUAGUCACGCCGUCCUUAUCAACGCCUAGCUCAACGUGUUCUACGUCGACGUGGGCAUCCUCAUCGUGCUCUACGUCCACUGCGCCCACAACGCCGCCAGUUAGGUUUCUGUCCGAGGACUCGGCGCCCAGAUCCAAGGCCAGGCUGACCACCUCGCGCACCUUCGGAGCCGUAUUCUUCCGCAACGACGUGGUGGACAAUGGAGCACGUGUGGCCAACGGGGCGUUCGAGGGCAUCGGCGACGAUGAUCUAUGAGUGUGCUAAAGAAACGAUUGCCGUGAGUUGCCAAAACUAGUCCUUUUUCUGAAGAAAAAGGAGCGCCAAACUAUUUAGAAAGCUUAACUCAUUCGACUAAGGUUGAAGAUUUUAUAUAUGUGUAAUAGAAAAGACUACUAUCUCUGCUACUUGCAAGUGAACAAUGUGGGAUUUGCGCAAAAAAAGUUUUAUUGGAUGAAGGCGUUAAAGUGUGGUGUAAAGAAUUGAAUGCUCAAGAUGAAUGGCACGUUUUACCAUCAUUAUUUAGAUCUACGUGUUGAACUAUUGUAAAUGAUGUGUAAAUGGAAACUGGACGGAUACUUUUAUCUCUUUUAUUAUUUCUUGUAUUGUAAUAUAUGUACGUGAAACUUUCUUUACUUUAGAGAUAGUUGAAAAUAUGUUAUGCAUUUUACAAAAAUAAAUGUACUGAUGACUAAAAUCUAAACAAUGAAAUAUGAAUGUACAUUCCCUUAUCUGUUGACUCACUUCCAAAUAAAUGACGAAAAUGUUUUGACCUAAA